Molecule: messenger RNA, 5322 nt
Organism: Acipenser ruthenus (sterlet)
Lineage: Eukaryota; Metazoa; Chordata; Actinopteri; Acipenseriformes; Acipenseridae
Product: inactive phospholipase C-like protein 2
Exons: 6
Coding region: 1121-4444 (1107 amino acids)
Biological process (GO): intracellular signal transduction; lipid metabolic process
Molecular function (GO): phosphatidylinositol-4,5-bisphosphate phospholipase C activity
Source: RefSeq, a predicted model, not a curated record
ACUUUAUGGGCGGGGGCUCAUUAGCCAUUUCCUAAUGAAGAGUAAACUGGAGUGUUUGACAGACAGAAGCUUCCAGCGACAGGAGUCUGUUUGAGGAAACGAAUGCGACCUACCUGCCUGUCAGUGUGUGACUCUGUGAGAGAAUUUGUAUUUUGAGCUUUGCAGCCACAGCCACUGCUACAACUAUCACACCCAGGGCUCCUGUCGAUCAAUACGAAUUGCCAUCGAAAACAAGAUACAUUUCGUUGUGGUGCCUGACUGAAGAUGUUUUCAAUAUUGCUGUUUUAAUUUACUGCAUGUUUGUUUUUGUUUUUUCACAUAUGCAGAAAGAGAGAAAGCCAUUGUCACAGGAAGGUGGUUUUCUUGCAACAGCAUCUUGUAUUUGCAACUAAAAGGACGACAAUUUUUUUUUUACAGUAGUACUGCUUUUUGGAAAUGAAACAUAACGUUUUUUGUUCAUUGUGCAUUUUCCCUUUGGCGGUGUGUUAAACUAUGUGGAGUCUUAAAACUUAACAAGAAAGCGGCGAGUCGAGGUGUCCAGCAACAUGAAUUAAGAACCCUAGCAAACAUCGACAACAUGGUUUGAUUGUGUGAAUAGAUUGUAUAAUGUUGUUUUUUUUCCUGCGAAGAUUUAAACACCACUGUCACAGUUGUCAUAUCAGGCUGGUAUGUGCAACGCAGCUUCCCAUUUUUGCAUUCGAUUGGAUACUGUAAUUUUUUUUUUUUUAAUUUUAGAUUUCUCUUUUUUUUUUUUUUUUUUUUUUAAUAUUUCCGACACCAGCAGCGUUUAAUCUUAAAGAGAGUAGCAAGUCAUCACCGGGUUAUUAUUAUUUUUUUGAUUAGCUGGCCGGGUCACAAUGACAAUUUAUGCAGUCAGGUUUGUGUAAAAUCCUCUUAACAUGGAAUUACCAUUAGUGGUAAUGGCAUAUUAAAGUCUGGCUACAGUACAUCAGCCAAUUCACUCUUUUAUCAGAAUAUUUUGCAUUUUUUGUUAUAAUCUCCCCCCCCCCCCCCCCCCCCCCCCCCCCAAAAAAAAAAAAAUCAAAAAACAACAAACAACAAAAAACAAAAAAACCAACAAUACAGAAAUUAUCGAAUCACAGAAAUAAGCUGUAUUCUUAUGGCGGAGUUUCGGAAGGAGAACGGCGGCGUGGCUUCCUCACAGAUCCCGGGGCAGGCGCCUCUCAACCCCGGCGAUGAAGCUGACAGAAACGCACAGUGUGGAGACUCGGUUUCAAACGGAGACUGUGGCGUGGGAGACAUGCUUGAUGAAUCGGGAUCUCCAUCGACCCCCAGCAGCCCUGGGAUAGACAUCGCUAACAAUACAACAGCCGGACUGGAGGGCAAACCUGGCAUCCCCCGUAGGAGCAGCAUCAUUAAGGAUGGCUCACGACAGCGACGAGAGAGAAAAAAGACAGUUUCCUUCAGCAGCAUGCCCACUGAGAAGAAGAUCAGCAGUGCUAGUGAUUGUAUCAAUGCCAUGGUGGAGGGCUCGGAACUCAAAAAGGUCCGCUCUAAUUCCAGGGUGUACCAUAGGUAUUUUUUAUUAGACGCAGACAUGCAGUCGUUGAGGUGGGAGCCGUCAAAAAAAGAGUCUGAAAAAGCAAAGAUUGAUAUAAAAUCUGUUAAAGAGGUGCGGACAGGAAAGAAUACUGAUAUUUUUCGCACCAAUGGAGUUUAUGAUCAGAUAUCGGAAGACUGUGCAUUUUCAAUCAUAUACGGAGAAAACUAUGAAUCGCUGGACUUGGUAGCCAACUCUGCAGACGUGGCGAACAUUUGGAUGACAGGGCUGAGAUACCUGAUCUCUUAUGGGAAACAAACUCUGGACAUUAUCGAGAGCAGUCAAAACAACAUGCGGACUUCAUGGCUGUCCGACCUCUUUUCAGAGACGGAUGUUAAAGGUGCUGAGCAAAUUGCUUUAGGAACAGCUGUUCAACUGAUCAAAACCUUAAACCCAGGCUUGAAGAAUGUCAAGAUAGAGCUCAAGUUCAAAGAACUUCACAAAGCAAAAGACAACAUUGUCACGAAGGAGGAGUUCAUUGAAGUUUUUCACGAACUUUGCACCAGACCAGAGAUCUACUUUCUUUUGGUUCAGUUCUCAAGCAAUAAGGAGUUUCUGGAUGCCAAGGACCUCAUGAUGUUUCUGGAGGCAGAGCAGGGAGUGGCUCACGUCAACGAGGAUACCAGCCUGGAAAUUAUUCAAAAAUACGAGCCGUCAAAAAAAGGCCAGGAGAAGGGCUGGCUGUCUUUAGAUGGCUUUACCAAAUACCUCAUGUCCCACGAGUGCCAUAUAUUCGACCCUGAACAUAAGAAUGUGUGCCAGGACAUGCAUCAGCCCCUGUCCCACUAUUACCUGAAUGCAUCUCACAAUACCUACUUGAUAGAAGACCAGUUCCGGGGCCCUUCUGACAUCACAGGAUACAUACGUGCCCUCAAAAUGGGUUGCCGAAGUGUUGAGAUGGACGUCUGGGACGGUCCAGACAAUGAGCCAGUAGUAUACACGGGGCAUACCAUGAUGUCACAGAUAGUCUUCCGUAGUGUCAUUGACAUUAUCAACAAAUAUGCCUUUGUGGCGUCCGAAUACCCCUUGAUAAUCUGUUUGGAAAACCACUGUUCCAUCAAACAGCAGAAGGUCAUUUUUCAACACUUGAAAAAGAUCCUGAGGGAUAAACUCUACACCGAGUUGCCUAAUGCAGAGGAAAGCUAUCUCCCAUCUCCUUAUGUUUUAAAAGGUAAAAUCCUACUGAAAGCAAAAAAGCUUGCAGCUAACUGCACCAGCCCAGAGGGAGACGUGACCGACGAAGAUGAGGGGGCAGAGAUGUCUCAGAGGGUAGGUAAUGAAGCAGGGGAGCAACCAAAUGUGGUUACCCAGAAGAAAUUUCUGCUGUCCAAAGACCUUUCUGACAUGGUUAGCCUCUGUAAGUCAGUCACGUUCAAAGACUUCCAGCUGUCUUUCCAGAAUCAGAAAUACUGGGAAACCUGCUCUUUCAACGAAGUGCUUGCAACCAGCUAUGCCAACGAACACCCGGGCGAUUUUGUCAACUACAACAAAAAGUUUCUUGCAAGGGUCUAUCCAAGUCCCAUGAGAAUAGAUUCUAGUAACAUGAACCCCCAGGAUUUCUGGAAGUGUGGUUGUCAGAUAGUGGCUAUGAAUUUUCAGACCCCAGGCUUGAUGAUGGACCUUAAUAUCGGCUGGUUCCGCCAAAAUGGCAACUGUGGCUACGUACUCCGGCCCGCCAUCAUGAGAGAAGAGGUGUCUUAUUUCAGUGCCAACACUAAAGAUUCGGUUCCUGGUGUCUCCCCUCAGCUCCUUCACAUUAAGAUCAUCAGUGGGCAGAACUUUCCCAAGCCCAAAGGUUCAGGGUCCAAGGGAGAUGUGGUGGAUCCUUAUGUUUACGUGGAGAUCCAUGGGAUACCAGCGGACUGUGCUGAGCAAAGGACAAAAACCGUCAAUCAGAAUGGAGACAAUCCCAUUUUCGAUGAGAGCUUUGAGUUUCAGAUCAACCUGCCGGAGUUGGCCAUGGUGCGCUUUGUAGUGCUGGAUGAUGAUUACAUUGGGGAUGAGUUUAUUGGACAGUAUACCAUUCCUUUCGAGUGCUUGCAGCCUGGCUUUCGCCACGUUCCCCUGCAGUCCCUAACAGGGGAGAUGUUGCCCCAUGCCUGGAUUUUUGUGCAUGUGGCCAUCACCAACCGCAGGGGAGGGGGCAAGCCACACAAAAGGGGACUCUCUGUGAGGAAGGGGAAGAAGUCCAGAGAGUAUGCCACCAUGAGGAUAUUGGGGAUUAAAGCAGUGGACGAGGUCUUCAAGAAUGCAUUGCAGCCGUUAAGAGAAGCCACAGAUCUCAGAGAGAACAUGCAGAAUGCGAUCGUGCCAUUUAAAGAGUUGUGUGGACUGUCGGCUGUGGCCAAUCUAAUGCAGUGUAUCCUGGCACUGUCAACGCGGCUCAUGAGUGGAGACAAUGCUCCCUAUGUGCUAUUCAACCUCACGGGCCAGUUUCCCACCAUGGAGCCUCAAGGGUUGAUCCCAGAGAUGCUGAAGAAGAGUGUGACUGCGUAUGACGCUAUGAUUCAGACCAGCAGGACUCUGAUUGAAAAUGCUGAUGGGGUAUAUGAAAAGAUAAUGCAGUGCCAGAAAGCAGCCAUGGAAUUCCAUGAGAAUCUGCAACUUGUAGCAGCGAAAGAGGGUCUGAAAGGAAGGAAACUACAAAAGGCUGUGGAGAGUUUUACCUGGAACAUCACUAUUCUGAAGGGGCAGGCAGAUCUACUUAAACAUGCUAAAAACGAGGUCCUGGAAAACCUGAAGCAGAUCCACUAUGCCGCCCUGACCUGUGACCUGAGUAAGAUUAGCAUCGGCUCUGCAGAGUCAUCCAAGCCAAGGCGCAGUCUAGGAGCCAUUCCUGAAAAAAUCACUGGAGAUGAUGAGCCGGCGGAUGGGGACCAUUAAGGACCAGCUUUAUUACUGGAGCUGAUCAGGAAAACUUAACAAUAAAAGCUGAAAAUGCACUUAAACACUUCCAACAGGGGUCCCCGAGUGGCUCACCUGGUAGAGGCACAGCAGCAUGGUGCGCAGGGUGAGUCAUAGACUGUUUCUCGUCAUCGUACUAUGCCCUGUGAGCUCAAAGGCGGACACCUGCAGGGCUGGCCUUUGUCCUCCAGAGGUCGAUAGCUCGCUGACAUCCGCUCUCGAGUUCCUGGGUGAAAAAGGAAGCUGGCUUGGUCAUGGGAUCGGAGGACGCCCACUGAACCUUCGGGUCUCCUGAGCCAUGUGAUGAAUUGCUGCGGUGAUGGGAAAAGAAAUUGGGCCUCCAAAUUGGGAGAAAAUCGGGGGGGAAAUAAUAAUUGGACAAACUAAAUUUAUAAGAAAAUGUUAUAAAAAUAAGACAGUUGCCCAGAAUGUGUUUUUUUUUUUUGAAUCCUAAAGCAUAAUAUGGUGUUGACCAAUCUUUUAAAAAAAAUCUGGAGCGAUGAAUGUAGCAGGAUGCAGUGUACAAAAUCUGUUUAUGGACAUGGACUACUCGAUGUUCUGUCUGCCAAAAUGUGUGUGUGUGUAAGGAGUGCUAACUUCACCAGUUCAUGUGAGUAAGUUUUUUUAUUUGUUUAUUUCAGGUUUAGUGAGAAAAGCUGCUUUUUAAAAGAAUAUAUAAUAAUAAGAAUAGGAAUUUUAACGAUGUCCCAUUUGUCUAAGUAUAUAUAAAUAGAUAUGUAUGAUGUGUAAGACAAACCCAGAGCUGUUACCAACAACGCCAGGUACAGCCAUUUUUUCAUUGUUUGUCUGUGGUAUACCUUGUUGAGCCUUUACAAAAAAAAAAAAAGUACCUUAAC